Beauveria bassiana ARSEF 2860 is the source of this 1926-nucleotide messenger RNA. Its product is annotated as DWNN domain-containing protein. Gene Ontology annotation, biological process: ubiquitin-dependent protein catabolic process; protein ubiquitination; mRNA processing. Gene Ontology annotation, cellular component: nucleus. The record is from RefSeq and is a predicted model, not a curated record. The transcript is spliced from 3 exons. The coding region runs from base 1 to 1926 and encodes 641 amino acids. Lineage: Eukaryota; Fungi; Ascomycota; Sordariomycetes; Hypocreales; Cordycipitaceae. Gene Ontology annotation, molecular function: ubiquitin protein ligase activity; nucleic acid binding; zinc ion binding.
AUGGCAUCUUCAGUCUUCUUCAAAUUCAAGUCGCAGAAGGAGCCCACGAGGGUAGAGUUUGAUGGCACUGGAAUUUCAGUGUUUGAACUCAAGCGUGAGAUCAUCAUCAAGAGCGGCCUGGGAGACGGCACAGAUUUCGACCUCUUAAUCUAUACAGAUGACAACAGUGAGGUCUACGACGAUGAUACAACGAUUAUUCCUCGGUCAACUACAGUCAUCGCUCGACGCCAGCCUGCCUCUAAGCCUGGCGCAGGCAGAGCGGCUCGAUAUGUCACUGGCAAGAUGCCCGUCGCGGCUAAAAAUGCCGGCCGCAAAGAGCAGACUGCCAAAGUGUCGACAUUCAAGGCGUCCGGUACUGCUCUCAGCCAAAUGAACAAUGCCAUGACUGAGGAGGAAAAGAUGUCCGCUAUGUUCGCCGCUCAGACGGAACAAUGGUCAGCGCAGCAGGAAGAGCUCUCUCACCAAGCACCUGUUUUCAAGCCCGGUGCCAAACGACCGGUCAAUGUGCCCGACCAUGAGCCACCGAAUGGAUAUAUCUGCUAUCGUUGCGGUAACAAAGGUCAUUGGAUCCAAAGCUGUCCCACAAACGAUGAUCCCGACUUUGAUAAUAGACCUCGAGUGAAGCGUACCACAGGCAUCCCGCGCUCGUUCUUGCAAAAGGUUGACAAGUCUGACAUCCAGGCCCAGUCAGAGGGUGACGAGUCCAAGAGACCAUCUGGCAUCAUGGUGAACGCCGAGGGCGACUUUGUCAUUGCAGAGCCUGAUAAGGCGUCAUGGGAAAAAUAUCAAGCCAAAGCUGCCAAGUCGGCCUCGGCCUCGAAGGAAAAUGAAUCCGCCGACAAGGAGAUUCAGGAGCGUGGAUUGGAGUGUUCUAUCGAUAAAAGGAUGUUCAUAGACCCAACGAAGACGCCUUGUUGCCAAAAGACGUUCUGUAACGACUGCAUCAGCAAUGCUCUUAUGGACAGUGACUUCGUCUGCCCGGCUUGCCGAACAGAAGGUGUUCUUCUUGAUGACCUGCAACCUGAUGAGGAAGCUUCCAAGAGUAUUCGAGAAUAUUUAAAGGAAAAGGAGGCUGCCAAAGCCAACCCGUCGACUGCCGUCUCACCAAAGGAGGAGGCAAAGACUGACGAUAAGGAAACAGAUGCCACUUCUGCCGUUGUCGAAUCACUUGAGACGCCCACAGAUACUGGCGUCAAGCAAGAGUCUCCAGUCGGCGAAGUUGUGGACGUUGAAGUAGAGUCACCGUCAUCAGACCGACCAAAGUCUCCAACACAAGACUCGGAUUCCGGAAAGUCCCAGAAGAGCAACCCUGACAACAAAGAUACUCUUGUAUUGAAAAAGCGACCUGCGGACGAGCUGUUGGAAAAUCCUAAAAUUCCCAAAGGUCCUCGCGCCAUGCAAAACCAACAAAACAUGAACAGCAUGAUGAAUGGUGGCAUGAAUGGCAUGAACGCGAUGAGUGGCAUGAACGGGAUGAAUGGCAUGAACGGUAUGAACGGCAUGAACGGCAUGGACAUGAACAUGAUGUUCAAUGGAAUGGGGAUGAUGCCCAACAUGAUGGGGGUGCCCAACAUGAACAUGGGUAUGGGCAUGGGGAUGCCUAACAUGGGAAUGCCCAACAUGGGGAUGCCGAUGAUGGGAAUGCCAAACAUGAUGGGUAUGCCUGGGUUCAACGGUAUGAACAAUGGCUUUGGUGACGGUAGCUGGGGAAUGGGCAUGAAUGGAAUGGGCAACAUGGGCAUGGGAGGAAAUAUGAGCCACAUGAAUGGUAAUGGCGUGUUCCAGAAUGGUGGCAAUGGCUUCCAGCAGCAGCAAGGCGUCAACGGAGGCGGCGAAGAUGACGCUUACAUGCGCAAGCCUAUGAACCCCCAUCGGCAGCAAAACAAGCAACGUCGCGUACGUCCAAGCGACUACAGGGAGCUCUAG